Molecule: messenger RNA, 5277 nt
Organism: Closterium sp. NIES-67
Lineage: Eukaryota; Viridiplantae; Streptophyta; Zygnematophyceae; Desmidiales; Closteriaceae
Source: the annotation of a GenBank genome assembly
ACUUCCUCAUAACCCAGCACUGUACAUUCUUGAAGUGCUGAGAGGGCCGCGUGAUACAGCGCCGGGAUUUCAGGCCCCUGUUACGACUGAAAGGCCAGCGGAGUUGUCAAAUCAACGGACUGCGCCGGCUUGCCGAGACCGUCGUGGCGUAAUGACAGCCCUUCAGCUCGGAGCGCUGCUCCUGCUGACGUGCCUUGCGGUCCCACGAGUCGUCUGCGUUCCCCUCGCCAACUCCCAGGGUGUGUGCUCGAUGAAUGUGCUCUGUUUGGCUCGCUACCGCUUUUUCAAGGGCCGGUUCCCGCCAGUGACGGCUUCCGCUCGCGCCCUUUUCGACCGCGCGGACGCAUUGACCGUGUUAGACCACGUUUGGCCUUAGCAGCUCCACUAUCAUACCACGAGCUCCCCACGUGCCUCCACCGUUCCCUGCAUGUGGGAUGAAGGGCGCGCGGUACUAGCAGGGUAGCGCGGUGAGCGGCGUGAGUAAGGAGAGGCAGGGUCGAGAGAGGUCGGAGAAAGGGAUAGUGGGUGAUGCGAUGAUAGGCUGGGCAGGAGGGCUGGGAGACGCCGUGGGAGAGCAGAUGUGGUUGAGGGGGAGGAGAGAGGGGACAUGGGGGAGGAGACAUGGGAGAGGAGACAUGGGGGAGGAGACAUGGGAGAGGAGACAUGGGGGAGGAGACAUGGGAAAGGAGACAUGGGGGAGGAGACAUGGGAGAGGAGACAUGGGAGAGGAGACAUGGGGGAGGAGACAUGGGAGAGGAGACAUGGGGGAGGAGACAUGGGAGAGGAGACAUGGGGGAGGAGACAUGGGAGAGGAGACAUGGGAGAGGAGACAUGGGAGAGGAGACAUGGGAGAGGAGACAUGAGAGGAGAGGAGACAUGGGAGAGGAGACAUGGGAGAGGAGACAUGGGAGAGAAGAGAUGGGAGAGGAGAGAUGGGAGAGGAGACAUGGGAGCGGAGACAUGGGAGAGGAGACAUGGGAGAGGAGACAUGGGAGAGGAGACAUGGGAGAGGAGACAUGGGAGAGGAGACAUGGGAGAGGAGACAUGAGAGGAGAGGAGACAUGGGAGAGGAGACAUGGGAGAGGAGACAUGGGAGAGGAGACAUGGGAGAGGAGACAUGCGGGAGGAGACAUGGGAGAGGAGACAUGGGGGAGAAGACAUGGGAGAGGAGACAUGGGAGAGGAGACAUGGGGGAGGAGACAUGGGAGAGGAGACAUGGGAGAGGAGACAUGGGGGAGGAGACCUGGGAGAGGAGACAUGGGAGAGGAGACAUGGGAGAGGAGAUAUGGGAGAGGAGACAUGGGAGAGGAGACAUGGGAGAGGAGACAUGGGAGAGGAGACAUGGGGGAGGAGACAUGGGAGAGUAGACAUGGGGGAGGAGACAUGGGAGAGGAGACAUGGGGGAGGAGACAUGGGAGAGGAGACAUGGGGGAGGAGACAUGGGAGAGGAGACAUGGGGGAGAAGACAUGGGACAGGAGACAUGGGAGAGGAGACAUGGGAGAGGAGACAUGGGAGAGGAGACAUGGGAGAGGAGACAUGGGAGUGGAGACACGGGAGAGGAGGCAUGGGGGAGGAGACAUGGGAGAGGAGACAUGGGGGAGGAGACAUGGGAGAGGAGACAUGGGAGAGGAGACAUGGGGGAGGAGACAUGGGAGAGGAGAUAUGGGAGAGGAGACAUGGGAGAGGAGACAUGGGAGAGGAGAGAUGGGAGAGGAGAGAUGGGAGAGGAGAGAUGGGAGAGGAGACAUGGGGAAGGAGACAUGGGAGAGGAGACAUGGGAGAGGAGACAUGGGAGAGGAGAGAUGGGAGAGGAGAGAUGGGAGAGGAGACAUGGGAGAGGAGACAUGGGAGAGGAGACAUGGGAGAGGAGACAUGGGAGAGGAGACAUGGGAGAGGAGACAUGGGAGAGGAGACAUGGGAGAGGAGACAUGAGAGGAGAGGAGACAUGGGAGAGGAGACAUGGGAGAGGAGACAUGGGAGAGGAGACAUGGGAGAGAAGAGAUGGGAGAGGAGAGAUGGGAGAGGAGACAUGGGGAAGGAGACAUGGGAGAGGAGACAUGGGAGAGGAGAGAUGGGAGAGGAGAGAUGGGAGAGGAGAGAUGGGAGAGGAGACAUGGGAGAGGAGACAUGGGAGAGGAGACAUGGGAGAGGAGACAUGGGAGAGGAGACAUGGGAGAGGAGACAUGGGAGAGGAGACAUGGGAGAGGAGACAUGAGAGGAGAGGAGACAUGGGAGAGGAGACAUGGGAGAGGAGACAUGGGAGAGAAGAGAUGGGAGAGGAGAGAUGGGAGAGGAGACAUGGGAGCGGAGACAUGGGAGAGGAGACAUGGGAGAGGAGACAUGGGAGAGGAGACAUGGGAGAGGAGACAUGGGAGAGGAGACAUGGGAGAGGAGACAUGAGAGGAGAGGAGACAUGGGAGAGGAGACAUGGGAGAGGAGACAUGGGAGAGGAGACAUGGGAGAGGAGACAUGCGGGAGGAGACAUGGGAGAGGAGACAUGGGGGAGAAGACAUGGGAGAGGAGACAUGGGAGAGGAGACAUGGGGGAGGAGACAUGGGAGAGGAGACAUGGGAGAGGAGACAUGGGGGAGGAGACCUGGGAGAGGAGACAUGGGAGAGGAGACAUGGGAGAGGAGACAUGGGAGAGGAGACAUGGGAGAGGAGACAUGGGAGAGGAGACAUGGGAGAGGAGACAUGGGGGAGGAGACAUGGGAGAGGAGACAUGGGGGAGGAGACAUGGGAGAGGAGACAUGGGGGAGGAGACAUGGGAGAGGAGACAUGGGGGAGGAGACAUGGGAGAGGAGACAUGGGGGAGAAGACAUGGGACAGGAGACAUGGGAGAGGAGACAUGGGGUUGGAGACAUGGGAGAGGAGACAUGGGGAAGCAGACAUGGGAGAGGAUACAUGGGGGAGGAGACAUGGGAGAGGAGACAUGGGGGAGGAGACAUGGGAGAGGAGACAUGGGGGAGGAGACAUGGGAGAGGAGACAUGGGGGAGAAGACAUGGGAGAGGAGACAUGGGAGAGGAGACAUGGGGGAGGAGACAUGGGAGAGGAGACAUGGGGAAGGAGACAUGGGAGAGGAGACAUGGGGGAGGGGGACAUGGGGGAGGAGACAUGGGAGAGGAGACAUGGGGGAGGAGACAUGGGAGAGGAGACAUGGGGGAGGAGACAUGGGAGAGGAGACAUGGGGGAGAAGACAUGGGAGAGGAGACAUGGGAGAGGAGACAUGGGGGAGGAGACAUGGGAGAGGAGACAUGGGGAAGGAGACAUGGGAGAGGAGACAUGGGGGAGGAGACAUGGGAGAGGAGACAUGGGGGAGGAGACAUGGGAGAGGAGACAUGGGGGAGGAGACAUGGGAGAGGAGACAUGGGGGAGGAGACAUGGGAGAGGAGACAUGGGGGAGAAGACAUGGGACAGGAGACAUGGGAGAGGAGACAUGGGGGAGGAGACAUGGGAGAGGAGACAUGGGGAAGGAGACAUGGGAGAGGAGACAUGGGGGAGGAGACAUGGGAGAGGAGACAUGGGGGAGGAGACAUGGGAGAGGAGACAUGGGGGAGGAGACAUGGGAGAGGAGAGAUGGGAGAGGAGAGAUGGGAGAGGAGACAUGGGAGAGGAGACAUGGGAGAGGAGACAUGGGAGAGGAGACAUGGGAGAGGAGACAUGGGAGAGGAGACAUGGGAGAGGAGACAUGGGAGAGGAGACAUGAGAGGAGAGGAGACAUGGGAGAGGAGACAUGGGAGAGGAGACAUGGGAGAGGAGACAUGGGAGAGGAGACAUGCGGGAGGAGACAUGGGAGAGGAGACAUGGGGGAGAAGACAUGGGAGAGGAGACAUGGGAGAGGAGACAUGGGGGAGGAGACAUGGGAGAGGAGACAUGGGAGAGGAGACAUGGGGGAGGAGACCUGGGAGAGGAGACAUGGGAGAGGAGACAUGGGAGAGGAGACAUGGGAGAGGAGACAUGGGAGAGGAGACAUGGGAGAGGAGACAUGGGAGAGGAGACAUGGGGGAGGAGACAUGGGAGAGGAGACAUGGGGGAGGAGACAUGGGAGAGGAGACAUGGGGGAGGAGACAUGGGAGAGGAGACAUGGGGGAGGAGACAUGGGAGAGGAGACAUGGGGGAGAAGACAUGGGACAGGAGACAUGGGAGAGGAGACAUGGGGGAGGAGACAUGGGAGAGAAGACAUGGGGAAGGAGACAUGGGAGAGGAGACAUGGGGGAGGAGACAUGGGAGAGGAGACAUGGGGGAGGAGACAUGGGAGAGGAGACAUGGGGGAGGAGACAUGGGAGAGGAGACAUGGGGGAGAAGACAUGGGAGAGGAGACAUGGGAGAGGAGACAUGGGGGAGGAGACAUGGGAGAGGAGACAUGGGGAAGGAGACAUGGGAGAGGAGACAUGGGGGAGGAGACAUGGGAGAGGAGACAUGGGGGAGGAGACAUGGGAGAGGAGACAUGGGGGAGGAGACAUGGGAGAGGAGACAUGGGGGAGGAGACAUGGGAGAGGAGACAUGGGAGAGGAGACAUGGGAGAGGAGACAUGGGAGAGGAGACAUGGGAGAGAAGAGAUGGGAGAGGAGAGAUGGGAGAGGAGACAUGGGAGCGGAGACAUGGGAGAGGAGACAUGGGAGAGGAGACAUGGGAGAGGACACAUGGGAGAGGAGACAUGGGAGAGGAGACAUGGGAGAGGAGACAUGAGAGGAGAGGAGACAUGGGAGAGGAGACAUGGGAGAGGAGACAUGGGGGAGAAGACAUGGGAGAGGAGACAUGGGGGAGGAGACAUGGGAGAGGAGACAUGGGGGAGGAGACAUGGGAGAGGAGACAUGGGGGAGGAGACAUGGGAGAGGAGACAUGGGGGAGAAGACAUGGGACAGGAGACAUGGGAGAGGAGACAUGGGGGAGGAGACAUGGGAGAGGAGACAUGGGGAAGGAGACAUGGGAGAGGAGACAUGGGGAGGAGACAUGGGAGAGGAGACAUGGGGGAGGAGACAUGGGAGAGGAGACAUGGGGAGGAGACAUGGGAGAGGAGAGAUGGGAGAGGAGAGAUGGGAGAGGAGACAUGGGAGAGGAGACAUGGGAGAGGAGACAUGGGAGAGGAGACAUGGGAGAGGAGACAUGGGAGAGGAGACAUGGGAGGGAGACAUGGGAGAGGAGCAUGAGAGGGAGGAGACAUGGGAGAGGAGACAUGGGAGAGGAGACAUGGGAGAGGAGACAUGGGAGAGGAGACAUGGGGGAGGAGACAUGGGAGAGGAGACAUGGGAGAGGAGACAUGGGAGAGGAGACAU